Messenger RNA from Carassius auratus (goldfish), 753 nucleotides. RefSeq names its product CD48 antigen-like. The transcript has 4 exons. Lineage: Eukaryota; Metazoa; Chordata; Actinopteri; Cypriniformes; Cyprinidae. The record is from RefSeq and is a predicted model, not a curated record. Bases 1 to 753 code for a protein of 250 amino acids.
AUGUGGCUUUAUAUCAUAUUUUCCAUUUGUUUGGGAGGUGUGUAUAAUGUGGAUACAAAUGCUGUUAAGUCAGUGUCAGUGACUGAAGGAGAUUCUGUCUCUCUAAACACUGAUGUUACUGAAGUACAGAGAGACGAUCAGAUUCUGUGGAUGUUUGGAACUCGAGACACUCGUAUAGCUGAAAUCUAUAAGCAGAGGAUUUCUGUUUAUGAUAAAAAAGAAAAAUUCAGAGAUAGAUUCAGCGUGGAUAGUCAAACUGGAUCUCUGACUAUCAGAAACAUCAGAACUGAACACUCUGGACUUUAUAAACUACAGAUCUUCAGUCACAGAGGAACUUCAUAUAAGAGAUUCAAUGUUACUGUGUAUGCUCCUCUACCCAUUCCUGUCAUCACCAGUAACUCUUCAAUCUGUUCUUCUUCAUCAUCAUCGUCAGUGUCUAAUUGUUCACUGCUGUGUUCAGUUGUGAAUGUGAGUGCUGUGACUCUCUCCUGGUACAAAGGAAACAGUUUAUUGUCCAACAUCAGUGUGUCUGAUCUCAGCAUCAGUCUCUCUCUACCUCUGGAGGUGGAAUAUCAGGAGAACAACAUCUACAGCUGUGUGAUCAACAAUCCCAUCACAAACCAGACCACACAUCUGGACGUCACUCAGGAUCUGCACCCUUCCAGGUUUCUAUAUGCCCUCCCUUUCUCUGCGAUCAGUCAAUGUGCAUCACCUAGUGGUUCCAUUGAAAUGAAGUACAACGUUGCUGUCUAG